Gamsiella multidivaricata is the source of this 439-nucleotide messenger RNA. RefSeq lists its product as uncharacterized. NCBI's taxonomy places the organism in Eukaryota, Fungi, Mortierellomycota, Mortierellomycetes, Mortierellales, Mortierellaceae. The coding region runs from base 72 to 356 and encodes 94 amino acids. The transcript has a single exon. The record is from RefSeq and is a predicted model, not a curated record.
CUUUAUUGGAUGUGCGGGUCAAUGUUUGCGCGUUUGAAUAGCAAGCGCGCAACGACAUAUAUUGAUCAAUAAUGCUGGAGUCCAAGGCCGUCAAUUGGAGAGGUGUAGUCAUUCGGUAUUGCGUUCUUUUUUUCUUUUUCUUUUUUUUCUUUAUCGUCAAGAACGAACGUGUAUAUCAGAUUGACCUCUUCGGAGCAAAAUUACCAAAGACUCAACGGUUCAAACGCCUUUUUUUCUUUUUUUCUUUUUUUUUUUUCGGUCAUUGGUAUCAAUACAAAUGUGAUGGUAAGAGGAGGAUCAGACGAGUGUGUAUGGUUCUUUGGUAUUUUUUAAUAGCGAUAAUAAUACAAUGCUGAUCGGGUUUGAGCUGCUAGACUCUAUAGAUUACUUGGUAUGGGGGAUAUAUGUACAACCUUUUGCUAGGUAAAAAAAAAAAGUG